Molecule: messenger RNA, 3368 nt
Organism: Lethenteron reissneri (Far Eastern brook lamprey)
Lineage: Eukaryota; Metazoa; Chordata; Hyperoartia; Petromyzontiformes; Petromyzontidae
Gene: SDR16C5
Product: short chain dehydrogenase/reductase family 16C member 5
Cellular component (GO): lipid droplet
Molecular function (GO): oxidoreductase activity, acting on the CH-OH group of donors, NAD or NADP as acceptor
Source: RefSeq, a predicted model, not a curated record
CCUCCUAAGGCAACUUGCAGCAAACCCCUCCCCAGCCACACAAAAACCUCCACCACCACCGACAAGGAAAUCCCGAGUACGGCUGCGUCCAAGACGAACUGCUGCGUGAGCCUGGACGUGGGGCAGUGAGACGUGGGGACGGUGGUGGUGGUGGCGGUCUGUCUGCUCGCUCCACGUGUGACUGAGUUGGGAUUUCGACGAUCUCGGGCAGCCGCAGCAACAACCAUGAAUUUCCUGCUGGAGACCUUGAUGGUGAUGGCCAUGAGCGUCGUCUAUUGGCUCGAGUGCCUCUUCCGCUGCGUCGUGCCCCCGCGCCGCAAGAGCGUGGCCGGCCAGGUGGUGCUGGUGACGGGCGCCGGCAGCGGGCUCGGCCGCCUCAUGGCGCUCAACCUCGCCCGCCUGGGCGCCACCCUCGUCAUCUGGGACGUCAACCGUGCCGCUAACGAGGAGACGGCGCAGCUCAUCCGCGAGGAAGGGGACGGCGUGGAGGGCAACGAGAGGAAGCCGCGCGUCCACGCCUACUCGGUGGACUGCAGCCGCAGGGAAGACGUGUACAGGGUGGCCGACCUGGUGAAGCGCGACGUCGGAGACAUCGACAUCCUCGUCAACAACGCCGGCAUCGUGACCGGGCGCAAGUUCAUCGAUUCGCCCGACGAGCUCCUGCAGAAGACGAUGGACGUCAACAUCAUGGCGCACUUCUGGACCUACAAGGCGUUCUUGCCAGCUAUGGUGGCCAACGACCACGGACACCUGGUGAGCAUUGCCAGCUCGGCUGGACUCAUCGGAGUGAAUGGCCUCGCAGACUACUGCGCCAGCAAGUUUGCCGCUGUGGGAUUUGCUGAAUCGGUUGCCCUGGAGAUGUUGGCGCUGGGUAAAUUCGGAGUCAAGACCACGAUCGUGUGCCCAUACUUCAUCAACACCGGGAUGUUUACCGGCUGCGCCACAAAGUGGCCGCGGCUGAUGCCCAUCCUGGAUCAGCACUACGCGUCAAACAAAAUCAUCGAUGCAAUCCUGCGGGAACAGGUCCAGCUGGUCAUGCCGCGCAGCUUGUACGGCAUGAUGGCCCUGAAGAACAUCAUCCCUGUGAAGUUGGGGGUUCUUCUCGGAAACUACUUUGGAGCAUUCCACUUCAUGGACCAUUUUGUGGGAAGAAAAAAUGACUGAGAAGGUGAUAACCUUGAAGAACGGUAUUUGAAAAGUACUGGGCCAUAACGAUUGUAAUUUUCGUUAAGUGCAGUUUGAUGAAUGAAAAAUGUAUUCCAUUAUUCAUAAAACGAAAUGGUCAAACCAUGCUCAUGCUGAGAGGUUAGUACUGUUUUUGCAAAUAAUACCGCUUUGAAAAGCGAUGAAUGUUUAAGAAUAAUUGUGAGCGUGUGUCUUUAUCUCCUGGAUCAUUAUGCCGUAUUAUGUUAAAGAAAAUAAUUGAUUUGACUAAAUCUUUUGAUAUAAAAUGAAAGUAAUUAAAGAUGAUUACUGUAUACUUUUAACUUCACACGCUAUACCCAACCUCAAGAAGAUUAGAUUUUUUUUUUUACAUUUUAGUAUUUUUUUCAAAUUUUUUUUGCGACAAAUCAAGCAAUUUUCACAUUAUGUACUCACACUGUUCCGAUAGCGCAGGGUUGUCGCGAAGACACAGACACUGUGUUUCACAGACACGGUCUGCAGUUGGGUUACUCACGCGGGGCGAAGCAGCUUGCCCACUUCCAGACUCGGCAACUUGCGGGUGAUUUUUUCUUCCUCUUCCACAUUAGGCAAAUUUUGAAUGUGACACUGGCCACAUUUUGGCCUUCUCUUUUUCAAACAACGUCCACUGUAAUGCAGAUGACGCUUAUUUACGGUGAAUACACCUGCAAUGUUACUAGCCAGCGUUGUCGAUACGCAAGAGUUUGGCAUCUCUUUUAACCUUGCGUCUUUCACGACGCUUGGGCCGUUCGUGGAAUGAACGUGGUCAAAGUGAACUCUGGGAUGGUUAGUGUGCAGAUUGACUGGGUUAUGGAUUAAUCGCGCUUGCGAUAAAACUAAAGAGAAUGUUAUACCACCCUGAUUCCUGUCUUUUACAAGCUCCCUGGUUCUCUUGUCGUUAUCAUUAUUUGCUUUAUACUCGUGACUGAUUCAUUAAAUGAAUGUUAACAGGUUGUACACUUCAUGUAAUUAACACCCAUUCUACAUAAACGACAGCAAAAAUAUAUCCCCAACACCGAUAUCGUUGACACUGCCCUAAACAGAAAAAAAAACAUAACAGGCGACGCCUCGGGCAAUGAUCCUUAUCCUCAUGGCACAUCGGGAGGUCAGAAAAGCAACGAAUAAUAUCAGCCGAUUUAGUUUCAUCUGGGCCACCCCUCCCCGCCACCACGCACUAUUUCCCUCGGAUGUCGGAGAGUUGGCCAAUGAGUGUCGUUCCUGUGUCGGUUCAUGGUGUUGGCAAAGCCGGCGUUGAGCAGAGGUCGCAAACGGGUUUUGAUUCCUUACCCGUACCCGUACCCGGCCGCACCAGGGUCGCAAACGGCUACCCGUACCCGGCCGGGUAUCGGGUAGGGUACGGGUAUCGGGUACCCGGUUGCGACCUCUGCCGUACAUGCUGAAAAUCCGGGUGGAUAUCUUCCACUAGAGAGCACCAGUGCACGCUUCAAAUGCAGGAAUUCGCUUUCAGUUGUUGGAAUUAGUGCGCCUGCAAUAGGUGUGUGUAUUUUUGUCGCAAUGAACAAGUUCUUUAAAAAUAUAUUUUUUGCCUUUUAACGCGAAUUCGUAAUUCUUUCCAAAGUUGCGCAAGUCUCACGAUUCCUAACCCGCCGUCUUCGUUUAUUGUAAUCGGUUACGAUUCCUUAUGGAAUUGUGGGAUUGUGGAAUUGUGGGGAGAGGGUUAGGGGAUCGGGGGGCCGUGCUGCGUGUACCCCUGGCAUGGCGUUUCUUGAGAGAUCGAGGGCCUAUGGGGGGGGUGGUAGUGGCCAACCUCAUUGGCAUUGAGGUGAAUGGGGAAUCUACCGGGCGAUUCCUAAGCCCUUAAGGAAUCCCAUUUCAAUGGUGGUUUCUCAGUCUCCUUCCAAAUGUCUGGGAUCUUCUUGGGUGAUUAAUUUGAUGGCCGAAUCUUUUUCUUUUUUAGGAUCCCAUGAAAUAACACUAAUGGCGACACUAGGUCACCAUAAUAUUUUGUUACCGGAUUGUGUGUCACCAUACCAAUAUUAACAUUUCUAUAAAAUAGUUGUGCAGAGUAACAAAAACAAAUGCAGAUGAAAUUCUAAAGCCUCUUGUUUUGAAAAAAAAAAUGUGUCGAUUUACUAACUUUUUAAAAUGUCAUGUCAGGUUCAUGAAAUGCUCUCUGGGUAUUGAAAUUGUCUUCCUUUUAAAAUAAAGUCGUUUAGUUUACGUCA